CACAUAUCCAAUAAUAAAUCUUGAUUAUAAAUGUUGUAUAGUUCUCCCAACCCUAUCAAAAUUCUAUAAAUGCUCCCACUUUCUCUUUAUGUAUUGCUCCAUUAUCACUUCUCCUCUCCACUCUAUAAUCUCUUGUGGUCCAUUUUUGUGCUACACAAAUUUCCCUCUUCUUGAAACAUUAACAUUGGCCAUGGCUAGAUUAUUUGUUGUUUUCAUCUUGGUCCUCAUUGCAAUUUCCAUGCUUCAAAUAGUGGUUAUGGCAUCUCAUGGACAUGGAGGCCACCACUACAAUGACAAGAGAAAAUAUGGACCUGGAAGUCUUAAGAGUUAUCAAUGCCCAUCUCAAUGUUCAAGGAGGUGCAAAAGGACCCAAUACCACAAGCCAUGCAUGUUCUUUUGUCAAAAGUGCUGUAACAAAUGCUUGUGUGUUCCCCCGGGGUAUUAUGGGAAUAAAGCUAUAUGCCCUUGUUACAACAAUUGGAAGACUCAACAAGGAGGACCAAAAUGCCCUUAAGCUUGUUCUUCAUCAACAUUAAUAAUAGCUUCCCUUUCUUAUAAUAGUACGAUGAUUUUGAUUCAUCAUGUGUUCUUUUUUUUUUUUUUUAUUAACUAAAUUACAUGGUCUAUAUAAUACCUUGUUGAAAUGGGGGUGAUCUUUUAGAGAGUAUGAAGG
Trifolium pratense (red clover) is the source of this 673-nucleotide messenger RNA. Its product is annotated as gibberellin-regulated protein 4-like. The coding region runs from base 89 to 514 and encodes 141 amino acids. The record is from RefSeq and is a predicted model, not a curated record. The transcript is spliced from 4 exons. NCBI's taxonomy places the organism in Eukaryota, Viridiplantae, Streptophyta, Magnoliopsida, Fabales, Fabaceae.